GGAAGGGGAAGGUGGUGGUUAUUAAUGAUAUAUAUUUACAUACCUCUGCUUGUUAAGUAUGGAAAAAAAACAACAGUCAUUUUGACCAAAGAGGAAUCACCCAUGAUUUUGAGGAUCUGGUAGUUGACGUGCGCCAACCAUAUGGUACACGCACGCCCACAACACUACCACCCUACGAGCGCGCCUGGCGGUGGCCGCGGCCAUCGUCGCUAAGCCAGUAGUGGAGAGGCCGGGGCGGGUGUCUGCAUGGAUUCUGGGGGUUGACUACCGUUUCCGGUAACAACACCGUCCUCACUCGUAGUUACCACCUCAUCAACU
This is a messenger RNA of Yamadazyma tenuis ATCC 10573, 318 nucleotides long. The record is from RefSeq and is a predicted model, not a curated record. NCBI's taxonomy places the organism in Eukaryota, Fungi, Ascomycota, Pichiomycetes, Serinales, Debaryomycetaceae.